This is a messenger RNA of Epinephelus moara (kelp grouper), 2475 nucleotides long. It is a transcript of the gene taf6l, whose product is annotated as TAF6-like RNA polymerase II, p300/CBP-associated factor (PCAF)-associated factor. The transcript is spliced from 12 exons. Gene Ontology annotation, biological process: RNA polymerase II preinitiation complex assembly; transcription initiation at RNA polymerase II promoter. The record is from RefSeq and is a predicted model, not a curated record. Gene Ontology annotation, molecular function: protein heterodimerization activity; RNA polymerase II general transcription initiation factor activity; transcription coactivator activity. Gene Ontology annotation, cellular component: SLIK (SAGA-like) complex; transcription factor TFIID complex; SAGA complex. Lineage: Eukaryota; Metazoa; Chordata; Actinopteri; Perciformes; Serranidae. Bases 139 to 2076 code for a protein of 645 amino acids.
UCUCAUGCUCGCUCACUUGACACUGUUAAUGGUGCUCAGAGUAGCUUCACUGUAGCUGGCGUAAACCUUUCCUCUACUCUGAUGAUAUUCAGCCCUCCGUCGUUCUAGCUACGAAGUUGCCGUGUGGUCGCCGUGAGCAUGGCGGACCGGGAGGAGCGCCGCUUCGCCGAGGUUUCCCGGGAGUCUGUCAAACUCAUGGCCGAGAGUGCAGGCGUGGAGCUGGGCGACGAUGUGGCGGCACUGCUGGCUGAGGACGUGUGUUACCGGCUGAGGGAGGCAACUCAGAGCAGCUCUCAGUUUAUGAGACAUGCCAAGAGGAGGAAGCUGACAGUGGAGGACUUCAACAGAGCUCUGCGCUGGAGCAACGUGGAGGCCAUAUGUGGCUACGGCGCCCAGGAUGCUCUGCCUUUCCGCUCAGCGAAGGAAGGAGAGCUUUUCUUCAUUGAGGAUCGGGACAUCAACCUGGUUGAGUUGGCUCUGGCCACCAACAUUCCCAAGGGCUGUGCUGAGACCAUGGUGCGAGUAAAUGUGUCUUACCUGGAUGGGAAAGGAAACCUGGAACCUCAGGGAACAGUUCCCACAGCUGUGCAGUCUCUGUCAGAGGACCUGUUGAAGUACUACCAGCAGAUCACACGGGCCAUCCUGGGAGAGGACCCCCACCUCAUGAAGGUGGCUCUGCUGGACCUUCAGUCCAACUCCAAGAUUGCUGCACUCCUGCCAUACUUUGUUUAUGUCAUCAGUGGGGUGAAGUCAGUAAGCCAUGAUCUGGAGCAGCUCAACAGGCUCCUCCACAUGGUGAAGAGCCUGGUGCAGAACCCCUACCUGUACCUGGGCUCAUACGUGCGCAGCCUGGUCUCCAGUGUCAUGUACUGCAUCCUGGAGCCACUGGCCGCCUCCAUCAACCCGCUCAACGACCACUGGACCCUUAGGGACUACGCAGCCUUGCUCCUCAGCCACAUCUUCUGGACUCAUGGUGAUCUGGUGAGUGGGCUCUACCAUCAGAUCCUGCUGUCACUCCAGAAGGUUCUGUCUGACCCAGUAAGACCACUCUGCUCCCACUAUGGAGCCGUGGUGGGGCUUCAUGCUCUGGGAUGGAAGGCUGUCGAGAGAGUGCUCUUUCCACACCUUCCUGCUUACUGGGCCAACCUCCAGGCCGUGCUGGAUGACUACUCUGUUUCCAAUGCCCAGGUCAAAGCAGAUGGACAUAAGGUCUAUGGAGCCAUUCUGGUGGCAGUGGAGCGUCUGCUGAAGAUGAAGGCUCUGUCUCUGUCCCAGCCAGCAGAGGGAGGCUCCAGUGGUCAGCCAGGCUCCGUGGUAGGUGCUAUGGGUUAUAGGGUGAGCUCCCCCGGCCUCAGUCCUCCUCCAGAGCCCCUGUCAGAGGCUGUCCUGGGAAUCGCCAGCCACCUUCAGGCAGGUGGGGCCGGCUGUCCUUGGGAGGAGUGGACCCCGGUCCCUCUCCCUGCCAUGUACUGUGAGCUCUACUCCUUCUUUGGCGACAGCCUGGCUGUCAGGUUCAGUACAGGGCCUGGGUUUGGCAGCUACCCUCCCUGCACCCCGUCUCAGCUCAGUGAUGCCAGGAAGGAACCUCCUGGCCCUGCCUCCAACCCUGACACCACCCGAAAGAUGCCUCAACUGACUGCCAACCUUAACAUCAGCCCCAGGCAGGAUGGGAGUCCGCGCACUGAUCCACCCCCACCCAGCCUGGCAGCUACUGGGUCAGGAAGGUCCCUGGCUCGCUCCUCUUCUUCCUCCUCCUCUUCCUCUAUGCAGCGCUCCAGAUCUUCCUCAUCACGUUCAGGUCAGCGUCCAGCGGGUCUCUCUCGGGACGUUUUCCCCAAGGCUCGCUUCACCUCUCCUCAGACAGGACUUCCGGUGUUCUCCUUUCUUAUUGGCGGGCGGCAAAUGGGUCGCCGUUGCCAAGGCCGCCGCCCCUUCCAGACCACUUUUGCCCCAACUCCACCUCUCCCCGCCAUCCCACCACGUGCCUACGCCCACAAACUGCCUGUCAUCGGCAGGGUGGGCAAACCUGUGCGCCGCUGGGCGUGUUCCCAUUACUCCCUUCAUCUGCCGCUCUAGAGGAGAGAGUCUGAGAAAUGAGCUUCAGACUACAGGGUUUGACAGCUACAGACUUGAAAAGGCCCAUAUUCAUAUUUUUCAGCUUCAGCUGCCAAUAGUUGUUCUUAUGUGAUAUUUUCAUAGUUGAAUUGCCAGAAUUCUGUUUUAUUAUCUGGAUGGACAACAACAUUUGGACCAUAAUUCACUGAGGAAACAAAAGUCUGAAAAGUACAUGUAGUGUUUUAUUUCUGACUUUGGCACCAACGCAUCUCACCUGGAAAAACUGGGAUGAACAAAUACAGACUGCAGCGAUGUUCACCAGGGAAUUUUUUUUAAAACAAAAGCUUCAGCAUUAUUUGAAAGAUGCUAUAAUUAAAUAAAAAAUAGAUAUAUGCCACAAUGCCACGUUGUUAUUCAGAA